AUGCAUACGUUGGACGCUUUGCUCGAGGAGCUUGUGCUUCCUCACGAUGGGAACUCGCUCCCGGACAUUAACGGGCUUGUGGCUGGCUUCACCGACUCAAAAAGAACUAAGUACCUUGCUGCUAAGGGAGUCAAGAGAUUUGACAAGAUGGACCCGGUGACCACAGAUACGAGACUUGCGUUCUUCUCUUGUACAAAAACAAUCACGGCAAUGGCUGUUUUGCAAUUAUACGAAAAGGGCCAGAUCGACUUGGACGCCCCAGCAAAAAAGUAUCUUCCUAUGAUAGGCGAAAUUGGGCUUAUCGACCCGGGCCAGGUUGAUGACGACACUGGAGAAUUUAUAAAACCCCCUAGAAAGCCCAAAAACGAUGUAACAGUGCGCCACUUGCUCCUCCACACGGCUGGGUUUGCCUAUGUGUUUACCGACCCAGACUACUUUAACAUUGUAAUGAACAAACACCGGGAACAUACUGGGGCUACUCCUUCUUUGCGCAUGUUUUCUACAGACGUGAUGCCUUUGGUGUUUGAGCCAGGCACCCUGUGGCGCUAUGGCCAUUCGCUGGACUGGCUUGGUUUAGUGGUUGAAGCCGUUACCGGUAUGAAGUUCUCUCAGUACCUUCAGAAGAACAUAUUUGAUCCAGCAGGGCUUUCAUCGUUCACAUUUAGAAUCGAUAACGAAGACCAGUUAAUUCCCAUUAGUAUGAGAAAAGACGAUGGGACAUUGCGUGUGUUGCGGAAGAAACCGGUACCACACCAACCAUCAAUUGACAUGGGCGGCCAGGGCUGCUUCGGAACUGUGGGCGACUUCUUGCAAUUUAUGAGGAUCUGGCUCAAUAAGGGCCUCUGUGUGGAGACAGGUGCUCAAAUCUUGAAAAAGGAAACUGUGGAAUAUGCCAUACAAGCCCAUUUGCCCGAAGGUAUACAUGUCGAGCUCGAUACUGCCAUGACAGGCGAAGCACCUUCAGACUUCCUUCCUGAUAACUUCACCCUUACUGGCUGCGCAUAUAAUAUGAACAACUUACCAACUGGUAGGCCCAGAGGCUCUAUAUACUGGGCAGGCUUGGCAAGCUUGUACUUCUGGAUUGACUUCGAAAACGACGUUGCUGGCUUUUACGGUUGUCAAAUCCUUCCAUACUUAGACUCCCCUUGUCUUGUGGGUUACAUUAGAUAUGAAAAUGCUGUUUAUGAUAUGUUGCGAAAGGAAAGAGAAGCCAUCAAAGGUAAACUUUGA
Candidozyma auris is the source of this 1230-nucleotide messenger RNA. RefSeq lists its product as uncharacterized. The record is from RefSeq and is a predicted model, not a curated record. The transcript has a single exon. NCBI's taxonomy places the organism in Eukaryota, Fungi, Ascomycota, Pichiomycetes, Serinales, Metschnikowiaceae. Bases 1 to 1230 code for a protein of 409 amino acids.